This is a messenger RNA of Danaus chrysippus (African queen), 1143 nucleotides long. Lineage: Eukaryota; Metazoa; Arthropoda; Insecta; Lepidoptera; Nymphalidae. The record is from the annotation of a GenBank genome assembly.
AUGGACUGGUCUGCAGUUUCUAGUCACUUCAAACAGACAUGGCUUACUACUAUAAUGAGUAUGAUUUUAUUUACCGGCGUCACAUAUUUUUUGGUGUGGUCAGAGUGCCAAACUAUACAAAGCAACUUAAUGUUAGAAGAUCUAAUAUCUGCUGCAGAAAGCAUUGAUGUAUUUACAAAAGAUGAAGCGGAACAUUACGAGUCUAAAGUGGUCCAUAUAAUCGGACCUCUAAGAAUAUUAGAACCGAUUUCAGAACCAGACUAUAAUAUACAUGUACAAGCUGUGAAGUUACGAAAGAGAGUGCAAAUGUACCAGUGGAUAGAGGAAACAACGGAAACUGACAAUUUUCUUAGUGAGCCAGCAGAGGAAUCUCAAAAGACGUACUGGUAUCAUAAGGACUGGAGAGACUAUGUUGUUGAUUCAUCAUUGUUUUAUAUAAGACCUGGACACCACAAUCCCACAUCAAUGCCAAUGUUCAGUGAAACUCAUAUCGCUGAUGAUGUGAAAAUUGGAUGGAUGUUCUUAGGUAUGGAUGUCAAACGUAAAGUAAAUGACUAUUAUGAGAUCUGGUCCGACACCCGUCCAGACAGGAGUGAUAUCAAACUACACUCCGGCUUCUAUUACCAUGGCAACAGUGCAUUGGAGCAUGAAAUAGGUGAUCUUCGUAUUCAUUUCUCUUAUGCUGGCAGAGAGGAUGAUAUUUAUACAGCAGUGGGUUUGGUUGAGAGAGCCACUCUUCAACCAUACAGCGCUGAACGUUUUCCCACAGCGGACCCCAUAUCAUUACUAAGGAAGGGAUCAUACAGUUUGAAACAGUUGCAUGAUCUAGAGAAACGAGAUGCAAACACACACACAUGGAAAUACAGGCUGUUGGGAUUUGUGCAAGUAUUUGCAUCAGCUAUGACUCUACAUCCUGAAUGGCUGACAUUAUUUCUCCAAUGCCAAUGGAUAUCGAGUAACUUAAGGAGAUGUACAAGAUUGUGGGUUAAUUUAGUGCUUUCUUUCUCAUAUACACUCUUUGUGGUCUCUAUGCCUUGGUUGGUCCACAAGCCUGCUCUAGGAUUGAUGAUUCUCAUGGGCAGUUUUUGUCCAUUGCUACACUAUUCCACGCUACUGGCCCGUGAACCACGACACUCGCUUUGA